Molecule: messenger RNA, 3507 nt
Organism: Brachypodium distachyon (stiff brome)
Lineage: Eukaryota; Viridiplantae; Streptophyta; Magnoliopsida; Poales; Poaceae
Exons: 7
Coding region: 675-3143 (822 amino acids)
Source: RefSeq, a predicted model, not a curated record
AGCGACACACGAACAACAAAUCUCACCUCCAGCCGCCGGAGCGGUGGGAGAAGGGAGGCGGAAGGCAGAUUGCCGGCGUUCACCAGAUAGCCAGCGCCCGUCGUUUUCCUCCCGAUCGCUCCUUUUUCUGGGAACCGUUGGGCGCUGGCAGACGAGCCCAAUUGCCUUUUCUCCGAUCCGGUUCGGUUAGAUCGACCGCCCACCUUGCUGCAGCGGCGCUAUUUUUUGGCUUCCCGCCCACAAACAUCCGGAUCGUAGACUGGCGCGAAAUUUCCCUCGCUUCUUUCGUUUUCAGGCCCUUCCUCCCUCUACGCAUCCCUAGACUCCUAGUACUAAGCGGAGGCAGCAACCAGCCAGACUACAGCGCCCCGACUGAGCUUCUCCUCUUCACGAGUUGAGAUCCGGCGUACCGUAGCUGGCGUGGGGUCGCUGACACCUGGGGUCCGGAUCCAUUCGGGGAAGCCUAUUAGGUUAGGUUACCAGUUCCGUUACCAAGGCCCUCACCUGCCGCCUGCCGCCGCAGCUCCUCUCCCAGCAAAACGGCCGAGGCGGCGCUCCUCUUAGGGCUUGAAGCUACCGAGGGAUCUGCAGCUUUGCUUGAUUCGUUCGCCUUCGCGGUGCUUCAGGAAACCUCUGGCAUUUGUUUCAAUCCGUAGACUGUUACUUGAGCCACAAUGUUUGGUGCUGCUCUCAGAAAGCCAGAGCAGAGUCCUAGACGAAGAUCUCCAAGGCUCAAGAACAUCCGUGUAGCAUACGCUGAAGACUGUAAAACUGAGAUCGUUUAUCUUGAAGAAACUACCUCUGAUUCAACCUCAGAACUUAAUGUUGCUUCCCUUGGUGGCAAUGAUGCUGAGCAAGAUUUGCAUAAUGUGACUCUCAAGGAUUUAAGAGCCCGGUGUAAAGCUAAGAAUCAGAAGGCCCAGAAAAUUAUUUUUGAAGGACCUGGCAGUAUUAUGCACCAGACUCAAUGUGGGGAUCUUGAGAAUGAAAUACCAAAAGAGGUGGUUGAUCUUGAUGAGCCCCUUAUUGCCUUGAAACAGAAGAAGCAAAAAUCAUCCCCUAGCAAAGCAAAAAGAAAGAUGGAUGCACCAACUUCUUCAGAUUCUGCAAAAGUAGAAGAUACAACAUCAAAAAGAGGCGGGACUAAUCUUGUACAAGCUCUCUCAGUUGAUGCAAUAUUGCUUGACUCAAUGAAAUCAAAGCUUGAAAGAAGGGCUACAGAUCUAGAGCACUCAGAAAUUGCUAUCGUUUCAGAUCACAAUGAAGAAAUUGUCGGGGUGUGUGCCGGAAUGGAAAAAACAAUUGUUUACAAAAUCAAGGUGGAGGAUAUAGAUACUUACCUCCACGAGGAAGCUGGUGUAUCUAGUUUCUGCCAAAAUAACUCCUUUGAGCAUUCAUCUGUUGAGAUGCACCAGGUGUCAGUAGAGGAUGCUGUAAGUGGACAACAGGCUGGUUUCACCCAAGCAACUGAACUUGAUGUUUCUGAUCAUUCAUGUGAACCUACUCACAGUGUCGAAGCUUUUUUGGAUGACAAUGUAGUGCAACACAAGACAAUAGAUGAUAUAGCUAGUUCCGAUGUGGAUAAUUCUUCUACUGUUAGUGAUGUUUUGUUGUGUUCUCUUAAUCAGUCUUGUGAGGAACUUGUAGAUAAUCAUGAAUACUGGUAUCCAGGAGUUGUUCAAGGUAAUACACUAGAAGACUCAAAGACAGUUGAAGAUUCUUCUACUGCUAAGUUUAACACUGAGAUGUGGUCUAGUUCGGUCGUCAUCAGAUCCGACUUAUGUGGAAGCACACAGAAGAAUUGUCCUUCACUUAAGGAGGUUGAGCAGAUGCAGGCAGAAGGUCCCUUAGAUUCACUACCCUGCCAAGGUGUUAGAAUAAAGGAUACAUUACUGCAUAUGAAUGUUGAACAAGAAGCAACUGACUAUAAUUUUACUUUUGACAAGACUCUCGACUUGGUUUAUACACCCAAUUUUGGCACGCAAGAUGGACGCCUAGAAAGUAUAGUUUUUGAUGCUUUGAAUAAUCAUGUGCAGAGGAAGAAUUCUGAAACUACAACAUUUGUUGGAGUUUCAGAUACUGCUGUAACACAUGAUAACCAACUCUUAUUGGCCAAUGAUAUGGUGAGGUCAUCAAAUGAUAUGGAUCAGUUGAAUGGCACAUUGAGUGGUGAGAUCUCUACACCUUUUAAUGAUAAAGAUUCAAGAGAAGAGUUUGGUUUUCAGCGUAAGUUAUUCCAGGCUUGUGAUGAUGGGGACAAAACUAUCCGUUUAACAUCAGAAAGCUCCUCUCAUCCUGAGGAAACACAGAAAAUUCGAGCUGGAGCUUCAAAUUCAAUUGCAACCUCCCAGGGAACUGAUGGACAAACAGAGCUAUCAGAAUUUGUUGUAGAUGAAGAAUCAAUUGAAGAGCAUACCCCGAAAAAACUGUUGUCCAAGCGAAAGAUUAUGUCACCAACUUCUCAGGAGAAGCUUUGCAAUGCUUUGACUGGUAUCGAUUUGUGUGGAGUCAAAAGGCUGAAGAGAAAGAUCCAUGUUGAAGAUUGUGAUCAAAUUAGACAGACAUUACCUCAGACAGCAAAUAAGCAAGACCAAUCGAUUUUAAGCACAGACAGGAGACUUAAGGGUAGAACUUGUGUCUCCUAUACAAGCAAAGGAGUUCUCAAGUCAACAGAAUCUCAAUCCCCUCCACAAACUAGUCGUGCUUGCAUGAGAAGUUCACCUGUUCUCUUGGACACUAGGAAAGCUGUUGAGUUUUCGGAGAGGCAAAUGCAUGACAUAGAGAGCAUUGCAGCAAAUCUUAUAAGGAGUUUGAAGCACAUGAGAAGUAUAGUGGACGGAAGUUUGUCAUCAGAAGCACAUUCUUUGAUUCCUAAUUUUAACUCUGCUGAGAUCAGAGCAGCAUCAGAGGAUGCAUUAGAAGUGGAAAGAACUACAAGGAAAUGGUUGGCGAUAAUGAACAAAGAUUGCAACCGCUUCUGUAAAAUAUUGACACUAGAAGGGAAGAAGGCUGUUCCUCACUCUGAAGUGCCAAAGAAACGAAGGAAGAUAGUAUUUGCAGAUGAAGCUGGAGGAACACUCUGCCAUGUUAAGGUGUUUAAUGAUGAACAAACCUCUCUUUCUGAAUGCCAGAUAGAGUUAUGAAUAUCUUUUGCAUGGGUUGCAUGAAGCAACUUUAUCAUAAUGAUAUCCUUUCGUGUAAAUAAAGGAUAAAAAAAGCCGCACUCAAUCGGACUGAAAUGACUAGAGAAUUCUUGUUGAAAUGCUGGCAGGAAUGUAAGUGUAUGGUAUAUAUAACAGCAUCUAUUUAUUCGGGCCAGAUUGGUCACAUUGUUGCUGUAGCUUAAGUAUUAUCAUUUCCCCUGUAUGUUAAGAUGAAAGAGUCCGGUAUAAAGUUUUGUCUAAACGUGAGCGAAGAUGCCAGUUAUUGUAAUUUGUAUUCAACAGCCAACACACUGGAAUUUGAUUAUCUGAACUGUUUAUUGAAAGAUGGGUUGUUUGAAUGCUA